CGGCCCGGGCUGCCUGCCGCUGAUGAGUUACCCCUGGCCUGCGACCCCGCCGAGGCGUGCGGGAGACUCCCCGCUCCUCCUCCCGGCUCCCGCGUUAUUAUUCUCGUCCUUGCAAAGCUAUCUGGGCGGUGGGGUGAAAGCCCGAAGCGGGGCACGCGCCGCAACCCCCCCCCCCCCAUCCUCCGGGGAAGAACAGGGUUCCCGAGAGCCGGGGAGCGGCGCUUACGCCAAAUUUUCUGGCGCACCCUUGAAAGUCAGUGUCAUAGAUAACACCUGGAGAGGUUCAAGAGGAGAUGUACCAAUUUUGACCACUGAAGACAAGAUUGUUUCUCAACCAGCAAAAAUACUGAACUUUUUAAGAAAACAGAAAUAUAAUGCUGAUUAUGAACUCUCCGCAAGACAAGGGGCAGAUACCCUGGCUUACAUUGCUCUCCUUGAAGAGAAGCUUCUUCCUGCAGUGCUUCACACAUUCUGGGUUGAAAGUGACAAUUACUUUACUGUGACAAAGCCAUGGUUUGCUUCACGAAUUCCCUUUCCCUUGAGUUUGAUCCUUCCUGGAAGAAUGUCUAAGGGAGCACUGACUAGGAUUCUCCUGACCAGAGGAGAGCCUCCCCUCUACCACCUCCGAGAAGUGGAAGCACAGAUAUACAGAGAUGCCAAGGAGUGCCUAAAUCUUCUGUCAAACAGAUUGGGAACAUCUCAGUUUUUCUUUGGAGAUACGCCUUCUACCUUGGAUGCCUAUGUGUUUGGUUUUCUCGCACCUCUUUAUAAAGUACGCUUCCCUAAAGUUCAGUUACAAGAACAUUUGAAACAGCUCUCCAACCUGUGUCGCUUUUGUGAUGACAUCCUCAACACUUAUUUUAGGCUUAGUCUUGGAGGCAUCUCUCCUGCUGGACAAGAAACGGUAGAUGCAAAUCUGCAGAAACUCACACAGCUUGUAAAUAAGGAAUCCAACUUGAUUGAAAAGAUGGAUGACAAUCUUCGCCAAAGCCCUCAACUUCCUCCUCGGAAAUUGCCAACACUUAAAUUGACUCCAGCAGCAGAAGAAAGUGAUUCCUUACAGCGGCUAUCACCCUGACAGACAGCAUGCUUUGUGUCAAAGUCAUAUGAUCAUUGCAGUAAUCUCUUAUACUAAUUGUGUGAAAACACAAAGAAAAUGCUGCUAAUAGGUAUGAGGAAGACUCUAAAGCAAGAGAAACUUUCUGUGACAUCUAUUUUUUUAAAUUAGGAAGCUUGUCUUUUAGCUGGCAAUGCACUUUAAAUACCACCAAAAUAAAUACUAAAUGAACUUGGGGGCGGGGGGGAGAAAACAUAAUGUACUGUAUAUAUUUAAAAAAUAACAACCAGUCUUAAUCUUGGCAGAUUUUUGCCUUUUGCAAAGAAAAAUUACUUAUAAGAGAAUCUUAUUUUAGUGGCUGAGGUGCUUCUGUUGUGCUAAAACAUGGUUCACAUGUUGCUGACCAAAAGCUACAAUUCUGUUCUGAAUGUGCACUCUUAAUUUAUUCAAGCUAAUUUAUUAAUUUUAGUUUCUUAAAGCAGUAUAAAUAACUAAUAUGUGGUCCCAUGGCUGAGGCCUUUUGCUUCUUUUUAGAAAUUAGAUGCCUAAUUUUAGAGAAUUGGAAAAAUAUACUAUCCUAAUAUUCUAUUUACUUCCAUAGAAAAGCCUGUAUUUAAUUGUAGAAAGCAAUGAGGAAUGUGCUUUUUAAUUAUGCUCUCAUAAGACUAAUCAUUUGGGGGGGUUAGUACCAUAUGUAAAUAUUAAAAGUGGUUAUAUAAAUAUAAAUCUGACCAUAUGCACUUCAGUAUUACUUUAGUAUUUGUUGACAUGUUCAAUCUAGGUUAGUAAGGGCUCUUUUAGUUUAUUGGGUGAAUGUGGCAACUUUAGACCUUUGUAUUUCAGUAUAUCUUUAACUCUGGUCAUCUCUUUCUGGAAUCGAUUUCAGGAGAACUGAAUGUGUUGCUCAUCGUUAUUAUGCCAGGCUGUAAAGUUUUAUUGAAACUUGUCCCUUUCUUAGACACUACUGAAAAGGAACCCCACUAGAGUAAUAGAAGUACCUACUGUGUGCCAGUCCAAGUUCAUCAUGCUUGGCUCACACCAGUGCUCUUUCAUAAUAAGCAUAUCAUGUAAUUAAAAGUUUCAUGACAACUAAUUAUUUUUUAUGUAGUUUAACUAUAGUUAAAGGAUCCAGUGGAAUAAUUGGGAAUAGCAGUACAUUUUAAAGCAUAUUUUCUAUUUAUUGGAUGCUGACCUGUUAAAGGAUUUGCUGUGCAAGUAAUUUUACUUAUAAUAGAAUCUUACUUUAGUGGCUGAGGUGCUUCUGUUGUCCUAAAACCACUUCUGGGAUUUUUAAAAUAUAGGACCCUGUGUUUGAUUAGUGUCUUAAAAGAUUACUAUGGUGCUCAGCAAACCUUAUCACGUCCUGCAGAAACCCACAGGCUAAGAAAACAGCUUUGCAGUCAAGACUUGUCUCAUGUGAGCUCAGCUGUGUUUGACCUGCAUCCUCUCAAUUUGUUCUGUAUUUCAGUAACUAUUUAUGUAGGAGUCUUUAAGUCCUUGUAAAUAUUUCUUUUUAAAAGUGAGAAACAAGGUGGUCUUCAAUAUCUUGUUCAUCUGUUUGGAUGCAUUUAGGGAAAGUAACUAAUGAAUUUCACGUAAGUUUUGCAACAGGUGGGAGAGAGUGAGUGUGCACACAUUAUGCAUUAAUCUUCUUUAGUUUUCAGCAAUCUGAAAUCCAUAUGAAUAUUUCUACAUUAGAAAUCAUGACCAGAGGGCUUUGUGUUGUCUUCUAGGACUGAUGUAUGUUGGAGGAGGUUGGUUAGCACAUUGACUAGACAUCUGUUUAUGCUUCAGUCAGGGUUCAUCAUUUUCAUUAUGAUUUGUAUUAAAACUUCCAAAAUGCAUUUGAAGUGGCUUACAAUUGUCAAACACAUGUAAAACAGGCAAUAAAAAUAAAAAUUUUAAAAAAUAAAAAAUUUGUGAGAGAAAGAGCUAUCCCAACACUAACAGAUUAUAAAAUUGAAUGGUAAAUUUAAUUCCAAAUUUCUCUAUAGGCAAAGUAAAGAGAUAAUACUGGGCUAUGUAAGUUUUUAUGUCAGUAAAACCACUAAUGGCCAUGAAUAACAAAAAUGUAUUUAAGUUUUUAUAAGAAUGUGGGAGCUCAUGUUCUUACAACAUAGACUUCAGCCGAUAAGCAUACUGUAAGAUUUCAUGUGUUGAAAGUUUAAUCAAAAGACAUCAUCUAUAUAUAUAAAAGCCUAAGCGACCGUUACAACCGGUCAACUGAUCGCUAUGACCCGCGCUCCCUCAGCCAACCUCCUGUGGGCCCUUAUCUGGCCGGCUGGCCGGCUGGCCCUGAUCAGCCCCGAUUGCCAGCCAGUGCCGAGGGACCCCACCCGUGCACAAAUUCGUGCACUGGGCCUCUAGUUUUAGAAUAACAAGUAUUUGUCCUUUAUUAGUAAAGAUGACUAAAUAUGAUUUAUUUCCUUUUGGUCAUUCCUGCUCUGAACUGCCUUUAGCCUUACACUACAUAGGCCAUGAUGCUUCCAGACUACUUCUAAGAUGCAAAAUGUAGUUUAGAUAGGUGAAAAUUUAUAUGUUGGUUUACUUAGUUGAGCUCUUUUGGUAUAAGCCACUGAGAUACUAGGAAGCUCUCAGUGAGCACAAACCACCGCAGAGAUGCUGCAUACCUAGAAACAGCUUUCCAGACUGGACAGAGAGCUUGUGAUCAGCCUGUCAGGAUAUGCUUUGUAUAAAGUUCGAGUUUGUUGAGCUAAAUGGUCCACAGUCUUAAACAAAAUGCUGUGACCUACUUUCUUUUGGAGGUGAUGGUGGAGGAGAAUAUAAAAGAGACUAUUUUCAUGUUUAUAUUUGUGGUAUAGUAUUAGAAAAUUGUCAGGCAAUUCCCACCUGAUAAAGAUCCCACAUCAACUGUCAUUUAUGAUUUGUAUUAAAAAGGCAUAAAAAAGACAAAUGUUUUUAUCUUUUUCUUCCUUUGGUACCUAGGUUUACUCUUGAGGAUAAAAUAUUUUGAAAAUAGUUCUGUGUCUCCAGGUGGUAGUCCUUCGCUUUGCAUGUGUUACCUCUCUAACCACCCAGAGUUAGGAGAUGAACGGGGGGUUCACACUCUAAUGAAGAAGGUGCAGCAUGCCUGUGUGCUUUUUGUUUAGGCCAGUUGUCGGCAAACUGCAGUUCGCGAGCCACAUGCGGAUCUUUGGCCCCUUGAGUGUGGCUCUUCCACAAAAUACCGACUUCUGCGCAUGGGCCAUGAAGUUUCAAUCGCACUGUACGUGUGUGCCCGCAUGUGGUAUUUUGUGGAAGAGCCACACUCAAGGGGCCAAAGAGCCGCAUGUGGCUCGUGAGCCGCAGUUUGCCGACCACUGGUUUAGGCUCACAGGGAUUUAGUAAUUGACUUUGUCUUGGCUUUCUUAUUUAUAAUUGAAAUCCUGAGCACAGCCACAGAGUAUAAUUUGGGUUGUGAGGAUGGACUUUUGUAUAUGUUGUUGGUGUUAGGAAGUAUAUCUUUUGCCUUUCUUCUUGUUCAGUUCUGUGGAAUUUACAUUUCAAUGUUUUCAUAUUUUUAUAAGGGUUUGCAAAAUAAUUUAGCCCAAACUCUUGUUGGGAUGUAGUUGGGAUGCAGAUUACCUGCCCUAGACUUAAAACUAUUGUGACUGAGGUGGAGAGGUAAUCUCAGAAUCAAAAAGAGACAGCAGCUAUUUGUUCCAGAUGAAGGGGCCAAUGAUUGAGAAUUAACAUUCUUGAACAAUGAUACAAGAAAGGGUAACUUUGACUUGGACAUUUUUAAAUAGAGAGGGGAAUGGGUUUUUUGUUUGGAUAGAAAAGUAUUCAGAACAAAACAAAGUAGUUUCUUUAUACAGGAAAUAAGUCAUUUUGUAUCUUCAUUAUUGAUUGGAAAUUAUACUGUAAGUUUUUUAAAGACAUGUUUUAGUUUCUUGGAGAAGUAGUUCCUGAAGGUGUAUUUUGGUUAUUAUAUGAAUAAAGUCAAAUAAAUUUGGGAAGUGUCGGGUUAGACCAGCCGUGGGCAAACUACAGCCCGCGGGCCGGAUCCGGCCUGUUUGAAAUGAAUAAAACUAUUGAAAAAAAAGAGCGUACCCUUUUAUGUAAUGAUGUUUACUUUGAAUUUAUAUUAGUUCACACAAACACUCCAUCCAUGCUUUUGUUCCGGCCCUCCGGUCCAGUUUAAGAACCCAUUGUGGCCCUCGAGUUAAAAGUUUGCCCACCCUUGGGUUAGACAAAGUUAAGUUACUGCAGGCCUUUCAGAACCUUUGGUAUGCUAUUGUGUGGUUUCAAUCUCCAAGAAGUACCUGUAUCUUAUUUUUGUGUGGAUUUCUUUAAAUAGGUGUUUUGUGAGAUUUGUGUUCUGAGAAAUACACUUAGGGAAAUGCUGCCCUAGAGUGUUUUGGGUGUUUGUGUUCACUGCGAAGGUUUCCCAUUGGUGUCCCUCUGGUGAAUGGUGGCACAUGGGAAGAGACAGGUCAAGACUCCCUUGGCCCGUAAAUUGAGAGAUGGGUGGCUACAGGUGUGCUGGUUGGUUAGGUAGGCACAUGGUAGACCCAUGGCCAGACGAGCGCCACUUUCCCUAGAAUCCCAGUCGGCUUGUGAACUGGUGGUUUCAGAAAACUAACCACUUCAUAGGCAUCUAGGAGACAGAGGGAAUCAACUUGGAAUUCCAGAACAAUCGUCCAAACCGUUUUUAUAGCACUAAAGUCACAUACAAGCUGGUUAUUUUAUAUAUAUAUAAAAAUAUGUACACACAUAAGUAUGUAUACACAUGCACAUACUAGCAUAUAAGUAUGUGUAUACACACACACACACACACACACACACACACACGCACAGUGUCCUAGAAAGUUUAGUUGCUUUAAGAACAAAGCAAAGGAAGGUUAAUGUUUUCAAGUUCUGAUAGACAUUCCCGAAGACAGUCUAAACAUGAAUUGUAUAUUUUUUGGCAUGAGGGUUUAUAGUUCUUAUUAAAUUCUCAGCAGUUUCUAUAUCCCCCAAAUUUUAAACCUCACUAGCCUCCACAUUGCAGAGGACUAAGUAUGUUUAAUUUCAUUUCCAGUAUAAAACCAGAUUACUCGUCAGGUACAAGGAUGCUUUUGUCUGUCUUCUGUAGUGUGUACAGUUGCAGAUUCGGAACACCUGCAAUGCUUUGGAGUGCAUUUGAUGGAAAGCUUGCCUUUGGGUUUUGAGUUGUGUAAUGGGGAACAUCUAGCCAUGUGAAAAGCAGUUGAACCUUUGUUCUGAUUCUUCAGCUUUCCUCAUGCAAAGUCAGAGAAAUGCCUUUUAAUCAUUGAGUUUAUAUAUCCCAGAUCCUUGGAGAUCAAGGAAAAUGACGUGCCAGAAUUUGCAUCAGUGCUUAGCGAGUCCUGAACUACAGAGAAGGUAGUGCUGGCCUUUCAUUCUUUGCACUGUUGGCUCCUUUUGCAUUGCUGGCAUCUUUAUUUCUUGGCAAAGGAAAGGUGUACUCAAGCUUUUAUGUUAAUUACAUAAAGAUGAGUUUUAUUUCUCUUUUGAUUUUAUGUCUUAUUUUGUAAAAUAGGAAAUAAUGUCUUUCCAUUUUUCUGUUUGUCUUGAAGUGGAAAUUUGAGGUGUUUGGAUGUAACUUUAGCUUUCUGGAAGAAGGACAGCAGAGAAGAUGAGUAAGAAAUAUAUGUGUGUACAUAAUUAUUGGCUUUGAUCCACCAAGCUUAUCUUUGAAUGGUAAACAUUUUAAAUAUCAGUUCCAGUACAAAUACUAUGGUUUUGUUAUAAACAAUCUUAAAAUAAGCAAUUUUGGUCAUAAUUUCAAUAUUCUAGCUUUGUCUAGUGUGAGUAUGUUUUACUCAGAGACAAUAUAUAAAUGCCCAGAAUUGGUGAUGAAGAUAAUGUUGUAAAGAAUUUAUUCUGAUAAAUGAGAAACUGGAUAUAAUGUCAAAAUAGCUGUUUUCACAAUAAAAUCUCAAAUUGCCUGGAUGUUUAUUAAA
Myotis daubentonii (Daubenton's bat) is the source of this 6984-nucleotide messenger RNA. It is a transcript of the gene MTX3, whose product is annotated as metaxin 3. Gene Ontology annotation, biological process: mitochondrion organization. The transcript is spliced from 9 exons. The record is from RefSeq and is a predicted model, not a curated record. The coding region runs from base 23 to 1078 and encodes 351 amino acids. NCBI's taxonomy places the organism in Eukaryota, Metazoa, Chordata, Mammalia, Chiroptera, Vespertilionidae. Gene Ontology annotation, cellular component: SAM complex; cytoplasm.